Molecule: messenger RNA, 6556 nt
Organism: Polypterus senegalus (gray bichir)
Lineage: Eukaryota; Metazoa; Chordata; Cladistia; Polypteriformes; Polypteridae
Gene: vav3a
Product: guanine nucleotide exchange factor VAV3
Exons: 27
Coding region: 450-2993 (847 amino acids)
Biological process (GO): cell migration; regulation of GTPase activity; intracellular signal transduction
Cellular component (GO): plasma membrane; cytoplasm
Molecular function (GO): guanyl-nucleotide exchange factor activity; protein binding
Source: RefSeq, a predicted model, not a curated record
GCACGAGUACGCGCACGCGUGGUUGAGCGAAUGUGCGCGCUUUGCGUGCACGGAGCUCGGGGCUCUCGAUAGAUUGUAGACGGAAGAGCAGGAGGAGAGAACGGCUGCAGUAGUAGGAGCAAGAGGAGGAGGUAACGGCGAGGGAGGAAGGAGUACAUAUCUGACCAGAAGGAAAGAUAGAGGGAGCUCGUCGGGAGCCGGUUUUGCACUCAGCUUUUUACUCUUUUCUUUCUCGUCUGGAUGCACGCACACACAGUUUACAUUGCUCUCGUGCGAUGCAAAAGUGGGAAGUGACCUUGCAUUUCGCCGCUGCCUGUAUUUCACUUGCAUCUUGGAAGAUUAAACGUCUUUUUCUAGCGGACAGUUUAAACAGCGUGAAUUAAGGAGCAACUUCCAUCCUGGGGACGCGGAGUCUCGAUCCACUUGGGAAACGUCGCUAGACGCAAGGGAUGGAGCCGUGGAGGCAGUGCGCGCAGUGGCUGAUCAACUGCAGGGUGCUGCCCCCAAACCAUCGGGUGACAUGGGAGUCGGCACAGGUGUUCGACUUGGCCCAGACCCUCCGGGACGGAGUGCUUCUGUGCCAGCUUCUCAACAACCUGCGUCCGCAGUCUAUCAACCUGAAAGAGAUCAACCUGAGACCGCAAAUGUCCCAGUUUCUCUGUCUGAAAAACAUCAGAACAUUUCUUACUGCAUGCUGUGAAAUAUUUGGAAUGAGGAAAAGUGAACUGUUCGAGGCCUUUGAUUUAUUCGAUGUGCGAGAUUUUGCAAAGGUCAUUGAGACCCUGUCCCGCCUGUCUCAAACAGUCAUUGCCCAGCAUGCAGGAGUAAGGCCUUUUCCCUCAGAAGAAAUUGUAGAAGAUGAAGAUGUUUACAAAGGCCUGGAUGAAUUAAUUGAUGAAAAUGGAGUCGAGGAUGAGGAAGAUCUUUAUGACUGUGUGUAUGGAGAAGAUGAAGGUGGAGAGGUGUACGAAGACCUUAUGAAGACUGAAGCUACGCCUCCCCCUCAGAAACAAGUGGAAACCGAUGUUCGGAGCUGCUGCUUACUUGAAAUCAAACAGACUGAAGAAAAAUACACAGAGACACUGGAGUCAAUAGAGAGAUAUUUUAUGACACCACUUAGAAAAUUUUUGACAUCACAAGAGAUUGACAGAGUAUUUAUUAACAUUUCGGAUCUUGUGAAAGUCCACAAAUCUUUUGUACAAGAAGUUCAUGACUCUAUUUCAAUCAAGAAUUCCCAAAACUUAUACCAGAUUUUUAUAAACUACAAAGAAAGAUUGCUUAUUUAUGGGAAAUAUUGUAGUCAUGUUGAAACUGCAAUAGCAAGUUUGGAUGAUAUCUGCAAAGAAAAGGAAGAUGUGAGAUUAAAACUUGAGGAGUGCUCAAAGAGGGCAAAUAAUGGGAAAUUUACUUUAAGAGAUCUUUUGGUUGUUCCCAUGCAAAGAGUUCUUAAGUACCAUCUGCUGCUUCAGGAAUUAGUCAAGCACACUCAUGAUCCUGCUGACAAGAGUAAAUUACGGAUGGCCCUUGAUGCCAUGAAGGAUCUAGCACAAUAUGUUAAUGAGGUCAAAAGAGACAAUGAAACCUUGCGUGAGAUUGACCAGUUUCAGCUUUCCAUUGAAAACUUGAAUCAGUCCCUUAGAAACUACGGACGACCCAAAGUUGACGGUGAAGUCCGUGUGUCUUCAUUGGACAGACGUUCAAAGCAGGACAGGCACAUAUUUUUGUUUGACAAAGCAGUCAUUGUAUGUAAAAGACGUGGGGAUAACUAUGAAAUGAAAGAGGUAAUUGAUCUGCACAAAUUUAAAAUCACUGAUAACCCAACAACAGAAAAAGAAAGCAAAAAGUGGUCUUAUGGGUUUUACCUCACGCACAUCCAAGGGCAAAAUGGGUUUGAGUUCUUUUUUAAAACUAAGGAGCUGAAAAAGAAGUGGCUGGAACAGUUUGGAAUGGCAGUAUCCAACAUCAGACCUGAAAAUGCAAAUUGGAAUUGCCAUGAAUUUAAAAUGCACACUUUUGAACGGAUCACGUCCUGCAGUUCCUGUAAUAUGCUUCUGAGAGGAAUAUUCAACCAAGGCUACAUAUGUGUAAACUGUGGAGCUGGAGCCCACAAGGAGUGUCUGGGUAGACUAGAGACUUGUGGGAAAGUGAACACAGAUCCUUUGACACAGAGGUUGGAGAAGAAAAUAAAUGGGCACAGAAAACCCCCUAAACACAGCUCUAUAGAUCCAGGUUUACCAAAGAUGCAGGUUAUCCGGAACUAUCAUGGAGUGCCUGCACCCACAGAGGGUCCAGCUUUGCAUAUCCAGAUUGGAGAUAUCAUUGAGGUCAUGCAUGCUGACGUCCACAGCUCAUGGUGGGAGGGUAAAAGUCUGACAACAAGGGAAUGUGGAUUCUUCCCAAGCAAUGCAGUAAAGCCCUGUCCAUGUGUACCCAAACCUGUGGAUUAUUCUGCACAACCAUGGUUUGCGGGAGCAAUGGAAAGACUGCAAGCUGAAACAGAACUCAUCAACCGGGUAAACAGCACAUACCUUGUAAGACACAGAAGUAAAGAAGGCACGGAAUAUGCCAUUAGCAUCAAGUACAACAACGAUGUGAAGCACAUCAAGAUUUUAGCAAAGGAUGGGGUUUUCUACAUUGCAGAGAACAAGAAGUUUAAAAAUAUUUUAGAGCUAAUUGAAUAUUACAAGCAUCAUUCUCUGAAAGAAGGAUUCCGAAGUCUGGACACAACAUUGCUCUUUCCUUUCAAAGAACCGGAGAAUUCAGCCGCACAUCGGAGGAUCCGGUCAGCGGGCAACAUCCUCACUCCCAAGGUGGUUGGAAUUGCAAUAGCCCGCUAUGACUUCUGCCCCAGAGAUAUGAGGGAGCUUGCAUUAUCGGAAGGAGAUGUUGUAAAGAUCUAUACCAAGACUGGAGCAAAUGGCUGGUGGAGAGGGGAAGCAAACGGCAGGGUGGGAUGGUUUCCAUCUACUUAUGUGGAAGAGGAGGAUGAGUAAGGCAAAAUGGACCCAACAGAGGAUCGGAAAAAGCCUUCUCCUUCUGAGCCACCCAUGUGGGCCACCAGCAAGGCUUCACUCUGGCAAGUCGGCAUGCGUGUGUUUUCCUUUGGGGACAAACAGAUAACAACACACUCCUCAGUCCAUAAAGUGGUGCUGCCUGUCCUAAAUCCCAAAUGCAACAAGCAGGGAAAUCUGUACAAGCUUGUGUUGACAGAUUAAUGGCUCGCCUACAGCUUUACAAGUAAAGGCCUGCCAGUCGGCUGUCAGUAGGGACCAGCUUCUGAGCCAGAAGCUCUCCCUCCCUGAAGAACCUCACGUUAUAGACAGCUUCAUUCUUCUUGUCACUCUUUCUGCUCUUGUGCAGUGUCAGCUCGGCUCCUAGUAAAUGUUUCAAUACUUCCCAGCCCAGCUUGGGCUCUCCUUGAUGAGCUACGAAAAUCUGGAGCUGCUGUGUUGUACCUUGUGGAUUUAUACCAAGGCUGACCUUCUUAACAUCCUACGUACCUGUGUUAUUAUUGAUGACUUCAUGUACCAUUUUCUUUCUAAAGUGAAAACUGUAAGGAUUUAUGCACUUCAUCCGCACAGAUGCUGUCUGCUUGGAUAACAAUCAGAACCUUAAAAAAACAUUUCUACAGGGAGAGCAGCAUUACUUCAUGUUUUUGCAUGAAACAAAUGCAAAUGUUUGCAGCUGGCUUUGUCUUAAAAGGACCUUUUUUAGAAGUCGCUGUUUGUUUGUGUGAUGCUAGGUUACUGAUCAACUUGAUGAAAUGAUUUGGUACAAAACAAAAGCUUUAGAAAAGAUGGAGAGAAAACAGAGACAGUAAAUUAAGUGCUGGUACAGAAUUUCCAUAGCAUGCCUCUGACAGUGUUAACUGAAAGGGUAAUUAUAAGCUGCGGUUUGGCAGUAAAUCACUGGGAGAGGAGGGCCGUUCACAUGUCAUCAGUGCCUCGGACUCGGCCAGCAGUUAUAAUGAAUCCAGACUAAUUACCUUGGCUUUUUUUUUUUAACUAAUCAGUGAAUUUACAAAUGUUUCCUCAGAAUGUUAAUUUCAACUGAUAAAGUUGCCAAGGAUUUGUUUUCACACACAGUACGAUUCUGAGAAGAGAAGAUUCGACCCGGUAGGUAGUUUUGAGUGGCACCUAACCCCGUUUAUCCUUAAACACGGAAUUUGGAUUUCUUGCUGCGUUUGGUAAUUUGCGUAUCUGAAAAUCUGUUAAAAUGAAAUUGUUGCUAGCAAUCUGCAGCUAGUAUUUACUGUAUCCACUAGCUGGUUCCUUAAUUGUUCAUUGGAAUUUGGAAGAGCAUAAUGAAAUCAGGGAGCUGUAAUAGAAUGGAUAAUUCUAUUACUGCUCUUCAAAACCAUUAAAAGAACUUGAAAAAGAAACAUCUUGCUAUACUUGCUAUAUUUAUUGUGUUGAUGAAUGUGCUGUAAUCAAAAAGAAAAUCAACUUAAUUCUGAUUAUCAAAUAGAAAAGUACAAUUCAUUUUAAAAUGUAGAUUAUUUUGCUUUAUCCUAAAAGAAGCCCAUUGUUUCUAAACAAUACACUUCCUCUCACUGUUUUCAAAUUAGCAAAACUGAUAAUUGCUUCCUAUACUGCUUUAUAUAUACAUUUGACAUAACAUCACUCAGUCUUAUUCAAAUUGAAUAGAUAAUAAAAAAAAAAAUUCAACAAUAAAGGUUGUGUUCUUUAUAAAUUUGCACUCUGGUUCAGUUCCCAAGAUGCAUUAGAAAAGCGAAAAUGUCCAUUUUGAACAUAUUGCAUAAACCCCUCUGGUUUGUCAUAGUACGCAUUAAUCGACUAUUUUACAUUAUUUAUGUUAAAUUGAAUAUUUGAAAUGAUUAUCAUUGCCUAUAUUCAUAUGAUGUAAACAUUCUUUAUUUUCUACUUUGAACACAAGAUUAAUCUCAGACUAAUGUUGCAACCACAGUGUUAAAAAUAGUAGGCCUAUCAACAAUGAAUUUGUCAAGUUUAUUUGUCAAAUAUAAAAAAAAAACCAUUAAUACAUUAAAUAACAUCCAGCAUAUGAGUAAAGCCAAUAUUUAGCAUAUUAUAUGGUCUAUAACUCCUUUAAAAAGGUCAAUUUGAAAGACCAGCCUAGGAACGUUACAGUUACGUGACGUCAUGAUGGCAGCAUUCGCACCGCAAAACUCGUUUGCAGCUGGCGGAGGUCUUAAUAGUUCUGUAUACCUCUUAAUAAAAUUUGUAACUCAACUUUAUUUCAUUUCUAUAAAAUAGAAAAGGUUUCCUUCCAAAGGGUAAACGAAAAAUGUCUCAUCAUACACAUCUGCUGCUCCACAACACUUCAUAAAGCUCCAUUGGUGAAUGUCCACUUCUGCACAUUAGUGAAUUUUUUUGGAAUUAUUCAACAACGUUCCCUUGAGUAGGACACAACUCCUUUUUCAUUAAUCAUCCAUUAGAAGUGCUUAUGAAUUUAUAAAUGCAACAAAUAAAAUUGACACUCAGAAAGGCUCCUCAUUUGUUGUAUGUAGCCAGGGGCGCAGGAAGCCUUGGCAGCCAUCACAUCCUUCUCUGAGUCUCAAGCAAAUUCAUCCCGAUCUCCUUCACAACGGGUCGGUCUUUUGUGUCCUUAUUUGCAGUACACGUGGGGUUUCCAUUUGCAGGAGUGCCAGCAGACGGAGUCCGGUCUCAAGAUGUCUCCUCCACUCGUGGGUCUGUGAUGUGGGAACUGAGAGAGAAGCAUUGAAAACACCACUCCUUACAGGUCUUUCUUUAUUUCAUUCCUAAUUAAAAGUAGCUAAAUGGUCACCGCAUGACAAUAUACAUGGAAUACAGCCUUGAGAAUAAUUUCCACAAUAUUAUUAGCAGUUCCAUACAAGUUUCAUAAUGUGAGAUUGCCUGCUCCUGACGGAGGAUGAUAUCCACUCCAUUUUGUAACAAUUUAAAAUUCAGAGUGUUAAAGAUUUGAGCUUCCUGUGUACAUUGUGGUGACUCACAGUGUCUUCUGUUUUUUGAUUGCAGAAAUCCUUGUAAUCAUUGAAUAAUUUAAACUGGUAAAAUGUGUAAGUGGCUGUGACUAUGACGUUGGUGGUUAGAUGCUGUGGCUGAUGUUUUUGUAGCAGGAGACGGCCAAAUGUAACACAACCAAAUUCGUAUGAACUAUUAUUGAGAACCUAAAGAGACAUGAUAAUAGAUAAAUAGUGUAAUAAAAACAGUAGACAUGGGGGUGACAGGAAGAUACUGGACUUGUAAGCUACAUUUUAUGUUUUUUUGUUUUUGUCAGUCUCAAUGCUUUGGGAAGUGAAAGCCAUGCACUGAAUUGUAUAAGAUGUUGUUCCAGAAUUUGUGUAUUAUACUUUAACAAUAAAAGAAAUGUGUAUAUGCCUAUACAGUACAAUAAUUGUUUCCACUCUAAUGCCAAAGAGAUAGGAAUUUUGUAAAAUUUUGCCCCUGAUGAAGUGGACAUGUUACAAAUUCUCUCAAUUCUUUUGCGGUUAUCUGUGCAAUUUGAUUUUUGUUUUUCUGUGUAUCAAUGUAAAGUAUUGUAUUAUAUGUAUAAAAUGCACAAUAAACUGUACAAUGUUUUUUCAUAUUUUAAA